Messenger RNA from Salarias fasciatus (jewelled blenny), 2545 nucleotides. RefSeq names its product K(lysine) acetyltransferase 2A (gene kat2a). The record is from RefSeq and is a predicted model, not a curated record. NCBI's taxonomy places the organism in Eukaryota, Metazoa, Chordata, Actinopteri, Blenniiformes, Blenniidae. Bases 32 to 2416 code for a protein of 794 amino acids. Gene Ontology annotation, biological process: positive regulation of transcription by RNA polymerase II; chromatin remodeling. Gene Ontology annotation, molecular function: histone H3 acetyltransferase activity; protein binding. The transcript is spliced from 18 exons. Gene Ontology annotation, cellular component: nucleus; ATAC complex.
GGCGAGCAGCAGCGGCAGCAGCAGCGUGGAGAUGUCGGACCCGGCAGCGCAGGCCUUACAGCCCCGGCUGCUCCAGACCCAGCCUGCGGGGUCCAGCACCGCCGCCACAGGUUCCGGGACGGGCACCAGUGACCCGGCCAGGCCGGGACUCAGCCAGCAACAGCGUGCGAGCCAGAAGAAAGCCCAGGUCCGAGCUUUCCCACGGGCGAAGAAGCUGGAGAAACUUGGCGUCUUCUCCGCAUGCAAGGCCAGUGAUACGUGCAAAUGCAAUGGAUGGAAAAACCCAAACCCUCCAUCAGCUACACGUAUGGAUCUGCAGCAGCAGGCAGCCAGCCUGAGUGAACCGUGCCGCAGCUGUGGACAUGCUCUGGCUGAUCAUGUCUCCCAUCUGGAGAACGUGUCUGAGGAUGAGAUUAACCGGCUGCUGGGGAUGGUGGUUGAUGUGGAGAACCUGUUCAUGUCUGUGCAUAAAGAGGAGGACACCGACACCAAGCAGGUCUACUUCUACCUGUUCAAGUUGCUGAGGAAGUGCAUCCUGCAGAUGAGCCAGCCUGUCGUGGAGGGCUCCCUUGGAAGCCCCCCCUUUGAGAAGCCCAACAUUGAGCAGGGGGUUUUGAACUUUGUUCAGUAUAAGUUCAGCCAUCUGGCGCCGAAGGAGAGGCAGACCAUGUUCGAGCUGUCCAAGAUGUUCCUCUUGUGCCUAAAUUACUGGAAGCUCGAGACGCCAACGCAAUAUCGACAGCGGACUCAGAAAGAUGACGGGACGGCUUACAAAGUGGACUACACCAGAUGGCUGUGCUACUGCCACGUCCCUCAGAGUAACGACAGCUUACCGCGCUACGAAACCACUCAGGUGUUCGGCCGCAACUUGCUCAAGUCCAUCUUCACCGUCACCCGCCGCCAGCUGCUGGAGAAGUUCAGGGUGGAGAAAGACAAACUGCUCCCGGAGAAACGCACACUCAUCCUCACACACUUCCCCAAGUUUUUGUCCAUGCUGGAGGAGGAAAUCUACGGCGAGAAUUCCCCCAUAUGGGAGGCGGACUUCACCAUGCCUGCGUCGGACGGCACACAGCUGGGGCAUCAGACAGUGAUCAGUCCGGCCUCGGUCUCCGGCUCUCCGGCUCUGUCGAAGUGUCUGAGCAGCAGCUCCUCUCUGGCCAGCGUGGACGCUGGAGGCGUGGAGCCCAUCACAGGGGAGAAGAGGAAGCUUCCAGAAGCCGUGACGCUGGAGGACGCCAAGCGGAUCCGCGUGAUGGGAGACAUCCCCAUGGAGCUGGUCAACGAGGUGAUGAUGACCAUCACCGAUCCUGCUGCCAUGCUCGGACCGGAGACCAAUCUGCUGACGCCGAACGCCGCCCGUGACGAGACCGCCCGGCUGGAGGAGCGGCGAGGCAUCAUCGAGUUCCACGUCAUCGGGAACUCGCUCUCCCAGAAGUCCAACAAGAAGAUCCUGAUGUGGCUGGUGGGCCUGCAGAACGUCUUCUCCCACCAGUUACCUCGCAUGCCCAAAGAGUACAUCACCCGGCUGGUGUUCGACCCGAAGCACAAAACCCUGGCCCUCAUCAAAGAUGGCCGUGUCAUUGGAGGCAUCUGUUUUAGGAUGUUUCCCACUCAGGGCUUCACGGAGAUCGUCUUCUGCGCCGUCACGUCCAACGAGCAGGUUAAGGGCUACGGAACCCACCUGAUGAACCACUUGAAGGAGUACCACAUCAAACACAACAUCCUCUAUUUCCUCACCUACGCUGACGAGUACGCCAUCGGCUACUUCAAGAAGCAGGGCUUUUCCAAAGACAUCAAAGUGCCCAAGAGUCGAUACCUGGGAUACAUCAAAGACUACGAGGGAGCGACGCUGAUGGAGUGCGAGCUGAACCCGCGGAUCCCGUACACCGAGCUGUCGCACAUCAUCAAGAGACAGAAGGAGAUCAUCAAGAAGCUGAUCGAGAGGAAGCAAAGCCAGAUCAGGAAGGUUUACCCCGGCCUCACCUGCUUCAAGGAGGGCGUGCGGCAGAUCCCGGUGGAGAGCAUCCCCGGCAUCCGGGAGACCGGCUGGAAGCCCAGCAGCAAGGACAAAGGGAAGGAGGUGAAGGACCCCGACGUUCUCUACAACAUGCUGAAGAACCUGCUGGCCCAGAUCAAGACUCACCCCGACGCCUGGCCUUUCAUGGAGCCGGUGAAGAAAUCCGAAGCUCCAGACUAUUACGAGAUCAUUCGCUUUCCCAUCGACCUGAAGACCAUGACGGAGAGGCUCAAGAACAGAUACUACGUGACCAAGAAGCUCUUCAUCGCCGACCUGCAGCGAAUCAUCACCAACUGCCGCGAGUACAACCCCCCCGACAGCGAGUACUGCAAGUGUGCCAACACCCUGGAGAAGUUCUUCUACUUCAAGCUGAAAGACGGAGGCCUGAUCGAGAAGUGAGCGAGAGCGAGAGGAGCCGCUUUCUCAGCUGCCAAACACUAACAAAAAAAAGCUAAGUUAAAAAAAAAAAAAAAUCAGGAAGAGAAGGUUUCCCUUCAAGUGAUUGAAAUAAUUAAAAAAAUAAUAAUG